Messenger RNA from Spea bombifrons (plains spadefoot toad), 2484 nucleotides. It is a transcript of the gene MCM3, whose product is annotated as minichromosome maintenance complex component 3. Gene Ontology annotation, molecular function: single-stranded DNA binding; single-stranded DNA helicase activity; ATP hydrolysis activity. Gene Ontology annotation, biological process: mitotic DNA replication initiation; DNA replication; double-strand break repair via break-induced replication. Gene Ontology annotation, cellular component: MCM complex; nucleus. The transcript has 17 exons. The record is from RefSeq and is a predicted model, not a curated record. The coding region runs from base 14 to 2437 and encodes 807 amino acids. NCBI's taxonomy places the organism in Eukaryota, Metazoa, Chordata, Amphibia, Anura, Pelobatidae.
GACCCAGCUCGCCAUGGCCGCUAUAAUGGAGGUGGAUGACCAGGAGCUGAGGGAGGCUCAGCGCGAGUUCCUCGACUUCCUUGACGAUGAGGAAGAUCAGGGGAUUUACCAGAGCAAAGUCAGGGACAUGAUCAGCGAGAAUCAAUACCGCUUGAUCGUAAACAUCAACGACCUGCGCCGCAAGAAUGAAAAGCGAGCAAACCAGCUUAUGAACAAUGCCUUCGAGGGGCUUGCUGCUUUCCGGCGGGCGCUGAAGGAAUUUGUCGCCUCGAUCGACGGCACCUACGCCAAGCAGUACGAAGAGUUCCACGUCGGUCUGGAAGGCAGCUUUGGCUCGAAGCACGUCACCCCGCGCACCCUCACCGCUCAGUUCCUGAGUUGCAUGGUCUGCGUGGAGGGCAUUGUUACGAAAUGCUCUCUGGUCAGACCCAAGGUUGUCCGCAGCGUCCAUUACUGCCCGGCCACGAAGAAGACCAUAGAGCGGAAGUAUUCAGAUAUGACGAGUCUGGAAGCCUAUCCUUCUAGCUCCGUCUAUCCCACAAAGGAUGAAGAUAACAACCCGCUUGAGACAGAGUACGGCCUUUCCAUCUACAAAGAUCAUCAGACCAUCAGCAUCCAGGAGAUGCCGGAAAAGGCCCCCGCCGGGCAGCUGCCGCGCUCUGUCGAUAUCAUCCUGGACGAUGACCUUGUUGAUGGUGUGAAACCGGGGGACCGCGUGCAAGUCAUAGGGACGUAUCGCUGUCUGCCCUCCAAACAAAACGGCUACACGUCUGCCUCAUUCAGAACCGUUCUGAUAGCCUGCAACUUGGUACAGAUGAGUAAGGAGGUAUCGCCCGUCUUCUCGGCAGAUGAUUUGGCCAAGAUAAAGAAGUUCAGCAAAACGCACUCAAAGGAUGUCUUUGAACAGCUCGCGAGGUCGCUUGCACCCAGUAUACACGGCCACGACUAUAUCAAGAAGGCGAUCCUGUGCAUGCUGCUCGGAGGGGUCGAGAAGGUCCUGGAGAACGGGAGUCGCAUUAGAGGGGAUAUCAACGUUCUCCUCAUAGGGGAUCCUUCUGUUGCAAAGUCCCAGCUUCUCCGCUAUGUGCUCUUCACGGCUCCUCGCGCUGUAACUACAACUGGCAGGGGCUCCUCGGGUGUGGGUCUAACGGCCGCAGUGACCACCGACCAAGAGACAGGGGAGAGAAGGCUGGAAGCCGGUGCCAUGGUGUUGGCAGACAGAGGCGUCGUGUGUAUCGAUGAGUUUGACAAGAUGUCCGAUAUGGACCGCACAGCCAUCCAUGAAGUCAUGGAGCAGGGACGUGUGACCAUUGCCAAAGCGGGCAUACAUGCCAGAUUAAACGCCCGCUGUAGUGUACUGGCUGCGGCUAACCCCGUCUAUGGAAGGUAUGAUCAAUACAAAACUCCCAUGGAGAACAUUGGCCUUCAAGACUCCCUGUUGUCCCGUUUUGACCUCCUCUUCAUCAUGCUGGAUCAGAUGGAUCCCGAGCAGGACCGCGAGAUCUCUGACCAUGUAUUGCGUAUGCAUCGGUACAGAGCGGCCGGAGAGCAGGACGGAGAUGCCAUGCCUCUGGGCAGCACCGUGGAUAUUCUGGCUACAAACGAUCCGAACGCCACUCACGAGGAGCAGCAAGAACUGACAGUCUACGAGAAGCACGACAGUCUCCUGCAUGGCGUUAAAAAGAAGCGGGAGAAGAUGGUUAGCAUGGAGUUCAUGCGCAAGUACAUCCAUGUCGCAAAAAUAUUUAAGCCGGUCCUGACAUCGGAAGCCGCCAAUUACAUCGCAGAGGAAUAUUCUCGCCUCCGAAACCAAGAUCAGACGAGCUCGGAUGUGGCCAGAACCUCCCCUGUCACGGCUCGUACUCUGGAGACCAUGAUCCGUCUGUCCACGGCCCACGCCAAAGUCCGAAUGAGCAAAACUGUCCAGCUGCAGGACGCGGAGGCCGCGGUGGAGCUCGUGCAGUUCGCGUACUUCAAGAAGGUACUGGAGAAGGAGAAGAAACGCAAGAAGCGAGACGAGGCGUCCGACGUGGAGGAGGAGGAAGUGCAGACGGCGACGGAUGCGGCAGCCAGGAAGAAACGGAGAAGCACUCGGACCCAGGACGGUGAGCAGCCCGACCCGUACGAGUUCAGUGACUCGGAGGAGACCUCCGUCCGGGUCCACACGCCAAAGACCCCCGAUGCUGGAAGUGAGCCGAUGGAAACUGAUUCUUCCCAAACAGGAUUAUCCGGAGAAAGGCUGAAGAGCUUUAAAUCGAGUCUGCUGGAUGCCUUUAAAUCGGCCCAUGCGCAGUCCAUCGCCAUGCCGACGCUGAUGGAAUCCAUCAACAAGAACAACCCGUCCCCCUUCUCUCAGGGGGAGGUGAAGGCUGCUCUGGAGCUGAUGGAGGACGCCAACCACAUCAUGGUCUCCGAUAACAUCGUUUUCUUGAUCUGAUCUUCGCUGUUCUACGGCCGAGACUCUCUUCCAGAACCGGCGUAUCG